Messenger RNA from Galleria mellonella (greater wax moth), 894 nucleotides. Its product is annotated as protein obstructor-E-like. The transcript has 7 exons. Gene Ontology annotation, molecular function: chitin binding. Bases 105 to 827 code for a protein of 240 amino acids. The record is from RefSeq and is a predicted model, not a curated record. Gene Ontology annotation, cellular component: extracellular region. Lineage: Eukaryota; Metazoa; Arthropoda; Insecta; Lepidoptera; Pyralidae.
GUACAAUAGUAGUUCUACAGGCAAUACAGAGCAACCUUCUAUAGCAAUCGCACGUGCGCACGGAUUAUUUAAUUUUACCAAUCCAUAAGUUUAUUAGUUACAAAAUGAAGAACUUAAUCUUCGUUGUAGGAUUAGCGCUGUGUGGAUACGUUUCAGGUCAAGAGUUCGACUGCCCGGAAAAAAGCGGCUAUUACCCGGAUCCUUACCAAUGCGACCUCUACUAUAAAUGUUCAAAAGGAAAAGCGGAAACUCGUUUGUGUCCAGACGGACUAGUGUUUUCUGACGAAAAUCCCAACAAGGAACGCUGUGACAUACCGUCCAACGUAGACUGCGGCGACAGGAAAGAAUUACAGGAGCCCAAGCCGUCUAAGGGUUGCCCGCGACAAAACGGUUAUUUCAAGCAUCCCGAUCCUCAGGCGUGUGACAAAUUUUAUUACUGUUCGGAUGGCACUCCCAAUGAACUGCCUUGCCCUCCUGGACUCUACUUUGACGAGGAGACCUCCAACUGUGACUGGAAGGAAUCUGUCGACCGCACAUGUGAUCAGAUUACGAAAGAUGUUCUCGACGAUGGAUUUUCGUGCCCUGAUGGUGAGGUGAUGGGUCCCAACGGUCGUGCUUUGCCCCACCCUACCUACCCUCAUCCAGAAGAUUGCCAGAAGUUCUACAUCUGCCGCAACGGCGUUCAACCACAAAAGGGUAGCUGUCCGUCCGGCAAGGUCUACAAUGAAGACACCUUCAUGUGUGACGACCCGGAGAAAGUACCUGGAUGUGAAAAUUACUACGAAGGCCAGCCGUUAGAGAAAAAUAAAUUACCUAAAAAAGCGUGAAGUGUGUCAUAGAUGUAGUUAAGGUUUUAGUAUGUAAUGUAAUCAAUAAAUAAUAAAUAAGUGAACA